AUGUUCACUUCUGGUAUCGCCCUCGCGGGCCUCGCGGCAAUGAUGCCCGGAGCUCUCGCCGCUCCCGCCGCCCCCACUGCACCCGGCUGCGACGGACCCGACUCCCGGGCUUAUCCACCAACUGGCGCAGUCGUGGUUGACGCCAGCGGCGCCCACGCUGGCAGUUACAAGACCAUCAGCGAAGGUGUCGCCACAUUGAACAAUCAGACGACGGCGGAACAAACUGUCUUUGUCCUGCCAGGCACCUAUCACGAACAGGUUCUCGUCUCACCUCUGCAGGGCCCGCUCGUUUUGCAGGGCUACACCUGCGAUUCAAGCUCCUACGCGCAAAACGAGGUGACCAUCACCAAUGGGCUCGCGCAAAAGGAUGUUCCUCCCGAGGUCACCGGAGAGGCUCGUAACGAUCUCACAAGUACUCUCCGAUUGAAGUCGGACAACAUCAGGGUCUACAACCUGAACAUCGCCAACACUGCUGGAAAUGUGGGCCAGGCGCUGGCUGUGAACGUCAACGCGACGAACAACGGCUUCUACGGAGUCAACUUCACGGGCUACCAGGACACAAUCCUCAGCGACAAGGGCCGCCAGCUGUACACCAACUGCUACAUCAACGGCGCCAUCGACUUCAUCUUCGGGCGCUACGCCCAGUCGUGGUUCGAGGGCUGCGACAUCGAGCCAAUCGGCCCCGGGUACAUCACAGCCAGCGGGCGCGAGUCCGACGACAGCUCAGCCUUCUACGUCUUCAACAGGGCCACCGUCACGGGAACAGCUGGCGAGGGCUCGACAUAUCUGGGUCGCCCCUGGGGCCCAUAUGCCCGCGUCGUCUUCCAGAACAGCGACCUGAGCGAUGUUGUCAACCCACACGGUUGGGCAGACUGGAACGGGGACAAUGUCACCGACCACGUCUACUUCAAGGAGUUCCAAAACACUGGCGCCGGUGCGGACCUCUCCCAGCGGGUGGCUUACAGUGGUGUUUUGGAGGAGGCUGUCAAGAUCACCGACGUUCUUGGAGAAGGCUUUGAGGAGGAGACCUGGGUUGAUGCCAGUUACCUCGGCUACCGCGCUGGGAAGAUGGGAAUUAGGAUCAACUUUAUCCUCGCCAACACCCGGUUGCAGGAAGUUCUGCAGAACGACAUUAGCGAGGCUGCACUCCUCCACCACGCAGAGAACCUUGAAGCCAUCGCCUACAGCACGCCCGAUCGCAACCGCGUCUUUGGCAGCACGGGCUACAAUUUCUCGGCGUUGUACAUCCACAAACACCUCGCGCCUCUCAGCGACUAUUAUGACAUCACGUGGCAGCCAUUCACGGCGCUGUUCACCAGCUACAGCACCAGUCUGUCAGUGACGGGGACGGACCGCAACGCGGGCCAGAUGACUUUCUCGCCGAACGGGCACGUCGAGGCCCCCGUCGUCUCCGUUUCAAACAACGGCUGUGAUGCAGCCGACUUCCCGGAGAACGUGAGCGGAAACAUCGCCCUGAUUUCCCGCGGCGAUUGCGAGUACGGGCUCAAGUCUGCCCUCGCCGGUGCCGCCAAAGCCGCAGGUGUAAUCAUCUACAACAAUGAAGGCGGUGAUGAGGAGCUGCGGGGCUCCUUGAUUCAUCGCAGCCGCCCUGAGGGCCCUUACCCGCCGACUGUGGCAAUCUCCCAGAAUGCUGGUCGCACGAUCCUCACGUCAUUGGCUAGUGGCGAGAGGAUUGGCACACUGACUGUUGAGGGAGUGGCAGAGGAUCGGGUAACGAUGAACUUGAUCGCACAGACCAAGGCUGGCGACCAGAAUAAUGUCCUUGUUCUUGGAGCUCACGCAGACUCGGUAGAGGACGGGCCUGGUAUCCAGGACAAUGGCUCAGGUGUCAGCUGCCUGCUCGAGGUCGCGCUCCAGCUGGCGAAAUACAAUGUCACUAACGCGGUGCGGUUCGCCUGGUGGUCGGCUGAAGAGUUUGGACUGGUCGGGUCUCAAUACUACGUGAACCAGUCCUCGGCCGCUGAUCUUGAUCGGAUUCGCCUCUACCUCAACUUCGACAUGAUUGCGUCACCAAACUAUAAGCUCGGUGUAUACGACGGGGACGGAUCAGACUCCCCGGAGGGUGUGGCAGGGCCGGCCGGGUCAGGCGAGGCCGAGCUACUCUUUGCGAACUACAUGGGCGACGUGGGAAAGACAUCGACGCCAGUCUAUUUCAACAACCGGUCCGACUAUCAGGCAUUUAUCUACGCGGGUAUUCCAUCCACGGGUCCGUUCACGGGAGCAGAGAAAGCCAAGACGGCGGAGGAGGCGUCCGCAUUUGGCGGGACGGCCGGCCAAGCCUAUGACCCGAAUUAUCACCAGGUCGGCGAUACUGUGGACAAUCUCAACAUGGAGGCCUUCCUCGUCAACACGAAGGCAGCAGCCCAUGCAGUAGCAACUUAUGCGACGUCAUUUGACUCGUUGGGAACCAGCAAAUUGAAAAGACGAUCAGCCUUGAUCCCACAAGCUCAUAGCCAUUCAACGGGGUGCCAGCAGCACAGUCACGGGGAGCAUGGCCUCUGA
This is a messenger RNA of Diaporthe citri, 2523 nucleotides long. RefSeq lists its product as uncharacterized. The transcript is spliced from 5 exons. NCBI's taxonomy places the organism in Eukaryota, Fungi, Ascomycota, Sordariomycetes, Diaporthales, Diaporthaceae. Gene Ontology annotation, molecular function: pectinesterase activity. The coding region runs from base 1 to 2523 and encodes 840 amino acids. Gene Ontology annotation, biological process: cell wall modification. The record is from RefSeq and is a predicted model, not a curated record.